GUUACGCAGGGAUGAGAUAGGGGCCUUGUUUACGAAUCAUAACAUUGUCCGCACGUCUAGCUCAUCUGAAUCUCACCCUAUAAGGAUAUAGCUAUCAUUGCAUUGAAAAACACCCGCACCCGACAUCUCUCGCCUGCGUGGAUACGCGUGAAGCCCGAUGGGAAUAAAAAAAAAAUUGUUGAUAGUUUUUUGUUAAAAAUCAAUUUUUUCUAUAACAAAUGUUAAUUUUUUGGAUUUUCAUUUGUAAAAGAUAUGCAUCUUAUAAAGAAAAAAUACACAACUUGCAAGAUUUCAGGAUAGUGAUGGAGUGGUAAUUGUCAAUUACAAUUCCCGGAAUUCGUAACUAUCUAUUCAAUGGACGACACUGACGACACUCAUGCUUGCAGACAGUUAUAUGGCGUCCAAUUUUUUACUUUAUUUUUGCCUGGUGUUUGGAGUAACAGUUUCACAAACCACAAUUCAACCAUUUGAAAGUCCACCUACCUCAGAUACAUUGAAGGGGCUUGAUCCAGGGCAAGGGGAUGGGAGGACAUCCCUACCUGGCCGACCAGCCGGCCCGCCGCUGACGGACGAUGACGACCUGACGCUGGCCCACCGGCGGGCGCAGGCCACGGCGCCGCCGCCGGCCGCGCCCAACCGCACCGUCAUGCACUUUGUGCGCGAGCCGCACAGUCAGCUGGUGGCCAACGGUGCGCGCGCAGAGAUGACCUGCCAGGUCAGCGUCUCAGGCGUGACCAUCCAGUGGCUGCGCGCCGGCAAACCGGUGGAGACCAACCGCCGCAAGAUCGUGCGCGCCGAGGACGGGGCGCUGGUGAUCACCAAGGUGCGACGCAACAAGGGCGACGACGGCACCUACCAGUGCAAGGUGCUCUCGGACGCCGGCGCCAUGCUCUCCCAGCCGGCCAAGCUGACCAUUGCCAGUAUUAAAAGGAACUUCAGCGUGUGGCCGUCGGACCAGAGCGCUCCGGCCGGCGGCGUGGCCGUCCUGCGUUGUGUGAUCGACUCAGUACCGCCGGCACGUAUCGAGUGGAUGAGAGACGGAGAGCCGCUGCCCGUCAACAGCUCUGAGCGGCUCUCGGCAGACGUGGCCGGCCAGCUGAGCAUCCGACCCGUCACUGCCGAGGACGCGGGGGUGUACAGCUGCGUGGCCUACAACGACAUAGCGAGUCGGCAGCGUCGGAGCGACUCGGGCACGCUGACGGUGACGGCCCCGGAGGCAGAGUCUCGCGCGCCGCGGCUGAUGGGCCUGCCACCGCCCGAGCACAGCGCGGUGCGCGCCAACUACAGUCUGGUGCUGCCCUGUGUGGCCGACGGACACCCGCUGCCCAGCGUGCGCUGGACACGUGAUGACGGUCUGCCGGUGCCGUCCUCCGCAGUAACCAGCGGCGGCAGCCUGAACCUGACCACGGCGCAGCUGGCGGACGCCGCCACCUACACGUGCACGGCCACCAACGCGGCCGGCCAGGCGAGCCGACGCACCACCGUCGAGGUGCUGGUGCCGCCGGUCAUCACCUCGGAGCUGCCGGCGCUCAAGGAGCUGCGGCGCGGCUGGAUGCUGCGCAUGCACUGCACAGCCGACGGCUGGCCGCCGCCAAACCUCAGCUGGAUCAAGGACGGCCACCGACUGACGCCGGACGCCACCGGGCGCGUGCGACUCGACGACGGAAAGCUGAGUGUGGCCAACCUGCAGUCAGCCGACUCGGGCAUCUACCAGUGCGUGGCGUACAGCAAGGCUGGCUACACAGCCGUGGCGGUGCACCUGAUCACGGGCUCGGCGUCGCCCUCGAAACAGGUGGAUCCGCCCAGUCAGCUCGAGGUGUCCGAGAUCACCAGUCGCACGGCGCGCCUCACGUGGUCGGUGGAUGACGACGCGGAACACCUGGCCUACACCAUCCACAUCCGGGACCUCGGCGGAGUGACUCCGGAGAGUCAGCAGGUGGUGGCCGAGAUGACGCACGUGGUGCGCGACCUGCGCCCCUACACCAACUACUCGGUGUAUGUGCGCGCCUACUCCACCGAUAUGGCCUCCGACCCCUCGGAGACGAUCGAGUUUCGCACGGCAGAGGACGUGCCAUCGGAGACGCCGCGCGUCACUCUGGUAGCCGUGUCGCCGACCGAGCUGAACGUCUCGUGGGAGGCGCUACCGGCCUCGCUGAGCAACGGCGUCAUCACCGGCUACCGGAUCAACUCCCAGCGGCACAACGACCCGGCCACGGCCUCGAUGGUCGAGGUCGGCGCCGACCGGCACUCGUUCCUCAUCACCGGUCUGGAGCCGGGCCGGGCGUACGACGUGCGGGUGCUGGCCGCCACGCGGGUCGGCUAUCAGAAUGUGACACGCGGCGGCGGAGCCGGUGAGCUUGCCCAGUGGGUACAGCAGCGGAUGCCGGAGCGCAGCCUGACGCCAGUGGACCCGGGCCCGCGGCCGCCGGCCGUCCAUCUGGUGGUCAGCAACCACACCACCAUCCUGAUAUCGUGGGAGAUGCCGGACUCCGCUGACCGCCUGCAGGCGCCGCCGGUGGGGUUUAACGUGCUGUACCGGCGUCAGGACCUGAGCUCCGAGCUGAAGGGACCGAUCCGACUGCCGGCCGACACCUACCAGUACUACCUCACCGACCUGGUUCCCAACACGUGGUACGAGGUGCACGUACAGACGGUGGCGGCCGACUGGCGCACCGCCGAGGCCAUCAAGACCAUCUCCACUCUGCCGGUGGAGGUGGGAGGCGAAUUCGAGCUGGAGCGGCCCGUGCUCGAGCCGCCAGUGGCGCUGAACGCUGAGGCUCUGAACGCCACGGCCGUGCUGUUCAAGUGGCAGCGACCGCCGAGCGCGCGCGCCAUCCAGUACUACACGGUCAAGUACCGACCGAUCAACUCGGACAAGGGCCAGCCGGUGCUGCUGAGCAGCACCGACUCGGAGAUGACCGUGACCCGUCUGCAGCCGUUCACGCUGUACGAGUUUACAGUGCGCAGCCACGACGCCGACAACACGUACGGCCCGUACUCGGAGGGCAAACGAGUCCGUACGCUAGAGGGAGCGCCGUCUCCGCCGCUGAACGUCUCCUGGUUCCCGGUGGACGCGUCCCGUAUCCGCGUCUCGUGGCGGCCCCCGCUGCGGCCGCACGGCCAGAUCGCCGGCUACCGCGUGUUCUACACCCACGACAAGGAUGAGCCGCUGGAGCGCUGGUCCUAUCUGGACAUCCCGGCCAGCUCCGGAACCAAUAUGCAGCUCUCGCAGUUGGUGCCCAACCAGCAGUACUGGCUGCGCGUGCGCGGCCGGACGGCGGCGGCGCCCGGCCAGCUCUCUGAUAUGGUCCGGUUCGAGAUCCGCGCGGUGCUGCAGAGUAGCACGCCCACACCGGCACCGGCUAGCCACGGCACCACUUACACGAUCCUGACCGGCGUGCUGCUGCUUGUGGUACUGCUGGCCGGCACGGCGCUGGGCCUGUUCUGCCACCGGCGGCGCCGGCGCCGCGGCCGGCAGCGCUCCUCGGCCGGCGCUGUCUCCCGGCCCCACCUGAACGGAGCAGCCGGCUCCGGCUCCGGAGCGGCCGGCGCCGCCGCCGGCUCCGAUCACGUGGAGAUGGAGGUGCUGACGCCGAUGCUGACACACGUGGCGCCCGCCGCCGAGCACCAGUUGGACACCAAGGGCGGCCACCCGACCACCAAGCCGGCCAACGGGCGCGCCAACGGCUUCGUCCACCCGCUGUACCUGAGCACGGACCGGCUGCGGCGCGGCUCGGGGGACGCCCACAACGAGUCGCGCGUCGGCCUCAUCAACAACAACUCGUCCGUACUGAGCAGCGGCAGCGGCACCGCCGGCGGUGGAGAGCCGCCGCCCUGAGCCGCCGCCGCCGCCGGCCUCCCGCCGAGAAAACCAACCGCCAACGACGCACACCUGCAUAUACUUUGAAACGAAACGGGUACUUUAUUUGGAGAUCGUCUCUGCGUGUCUGUGUUGGUGUGUGUCCGUGUGGGUGUGGUGUGUGUGUGUGAGUGGGUGGGUCGGAUGCUCGCGUCUCGCGGCGGUCCGGCCUGCCCGUGUGUGUGUGUGUGUGCCGUGUGCGUGUGUUACCGUUGUGUUGAAGGCGGCGCCGGUCCGGUGCCUCGGCCCGGCCGGCCGCCAGAAUCGCGCCUCGCAGCUGUCAAUGGGCACCUUUUUACCUCUUGUUUUCUGUCGUGUUUAUGUGUUUAGCGCCGUUGACCUGUUAUUUUAGGGGCGCUGUCGGGCUCUGACCAGUCGGGUGUUUUUAGUUGUGCCGGCGCUCGCCGUCGUCUGUCGUCGCGCUCGGUGCCGCCGCUGUCCCAGACAGGCAAACAGACACACAGACAGCCCACUACUUCACUUAACGCGCGUUUGGUUCUUGGUUUAAGUGCCUUGUUCCGUACAAGGUCGGUCGUGGCACUGUUCAGAGGCCAAAUCCCCAGUCGCUCCAUUAGCAUCGAGUCGGGGCGCGGCCGCGUCGUCGCCGCCGCCGCCGCCGACGUCCGUUUGUAGUAUCUAGUCAGAGACGUGCCGUGGUGCGCCCGCCACGGGCCGAUCGGGCCAGCUGCAGGGCGGCCGCCGCCGGCUCGGACCGUCACCGGCACCGCCCCUCCUCCGGCCGCCAGCGCCGGCGCCUGGACCAGACUGCAGCGCGCCAGUGCAAUCGAACGACAGCCCGGGCGCGCGAGACCGAGUGACUGAGCGUACAAGUGGGCCGCGAGCGGGCAGAGCGCGUGCGCCGCGCGGCCCCCACCUCCGACCUCGACCUUCCCAGACAGUAGGCCACUCUCUGAAUACUCCGGCGGCUGCGGGCACCACCCGCGGCCAGCAUACCUCGCAACCAUGUUCGGGUUCUCAGAGGCUCACAGUGUGCGCGCGCGCGCGCGAGCGAGCACGCGGCGGCGGCUGCUCUACCUCAGGCGGUGCGCCCGACCCCGCCCUCUGCCGCCCCCCACACACGACUGCGAGCCAAACAGCGCGCGUGCCAGCGAGUGCGAGUGCGUGUGAGACAGUGCGUGCGCGAGUUUGUGUCGCCGGACGAUCGGCGUCUGCCUCCAUAACGCGGCCGUGCUCCAUACCGGGUUGACGGCCGCUCGCAGCCGGCGGCCGGCGGCCUCAUUCCCGACCAGCGUUCAACAGUGCGUCCCAGAGGUGUGUGUGCGCGUGUGUGUGUCUGUGUCUGUGAGCGAGUCGAGGCGACAGCAAGAAGCGUGCCAGCGUCUGACGCGGCGCGACCGGCCGGCGCGCUGCACAUAAUAAGCGGGUCUCGGGCGGCGGAGUCGCGCUCUGUUAGUCGCUUCUGUAGCAUUUAUAGUAGGUGGACUGCUCACGCGUGCUGGCCGGCCGGCGCUCCUGGCGCGUGUGGCCGCGGCUGGCAAAGCGCUGCGGCCAUUCAGUACAAACGUACGACAAGCGAGCCCCAGGCCGAGUCGUAACUGUUAUACGGGCAUUUGUAUCCUUACGUGGCGCGUCGCGCGUGCGUCUCGUGUCCUCGGCGGCCACUGGCUCCUGGUACCUGGAUCGUGUGAGAGACAGCGCGCGAGCAGCGCCGGCGCGCUGUCGGCCCGCGGCGGCGGUGCAGUAGUGCUAGUUGCGCCGCCCACCGGCCGGCCGCUUGGAUGCUUGUGACCGGCUAGCUUGUGUGUAUGCGUGUGUGCGUGCGCGCGGGUGUGGGCCUGCGGCGGGCGGGCGGAGGUGCGUGGGCGACGGGCGCGCGCGCCCAGCCUCUCUCAGCCACCGGUCGGGGCGGCCGCCGUGCCGCCCCGCUCCUCUCUACCUCAGGCGACCGUUCAAGUGAGCAGCGCACCCGGCGCCACGCGCCGCCCGCCCGCCCUCCGGCCGAUGCCGCGCCCGGUCCCAGACUCGGGCGCGGCAGAUUGUUGCGUGCGUACAGCAUACCCAUAGAAAACCUCGUUGGGACUCUCUUUUUACAUGCCUAGAUAUUAAACUGUUCUAUACAUAUUGUUAUUUUCUUUAAAAAAUGCAGUUGUAAUAUUCAACAAUAUUUGUAAUUUUUGCCAAUUGUACUGAUAUUUAUGAGAAUACAAAUGUAUGUACAAGCUA
Messenger RNA from Amphibalanus amphitrite, 6043 nucleotides. Its product is annotated as protogenin-like. The record is from RefSeq and is a predicted model, not a curated record. Lineage: Eukaryota; Metazoa; Arthropoda; Thecostraca; Balanomorpha; Balanidae. Bases 377 to 3838 code for a protein of 1153 amino acids. Gene Ontology annotation, cellular component: plasma membrane; axon. Gene Ontology annotation, biological process: cell-cell adhesion; axon guidance. Gene Ontology annotation, molecular function: protein binding. The transcript has 16 exons.